Messenger RNA from Penicillium malachiteum, 2145 nucleotides. RefSeq names its product LIM domain-containing protein. The record is from RefSeq and is a predicted model, not a curated record. The coding region runs from base 1 to 2145 and encodes 714 amino acids. The transcript is spliced from 3 exons. Lineage: Eukaryota; Fungi; Ascomycota; Eurotiomycetes; Eurotiales; Aspergillaceae.
AUGGCUACAAUGGAUAUGGGCUUCUUGCCUACGAUUAAAUGCUCCAGCUGUGGGAACAAUGUCGAGAUCUCCGCCAUGGGGGACCAUGUAUGUGCCCCAGUCAUCCAUGGUAUAACAAACAAGCGUGAAUAUACUAACUCAUAUUUAGCCCCUAUUGCACCUCCAUCACCACCACCAUCAGCUGGGUUCGAAUCACCAAAUCAAUUGACAGCGGCGAUGGCCAUGAAGCCCGGCCGGUCUGCCCCGCCACGAAUUGAUCCUUCAAUAGCAAACCGCGCAUUUCUUCAACCAAAUGUGACAACGCCAGCAAGCAGUAUUGGUUCUCGUGCCCCAUCACCUCUCUCAACAUCAGCUCCUCGUUCUCCCUUACCAUCUCCUGGAGAGCGAAUAUCGCCUGACAAUGAAUCCGUGAUUGAUUUGGACUCGGUGUUCUCCUUUCCAAUGCCAGGGAAUCGAGAUCCAACUCGGAUAUCGGCACAAGGGUUAACAGGGAACGCACGUAAUCGGUCUCCAGCGCCAACGCCUUCUCCGCGCUUGGGACUUGGGCUAGAUCUGGUGCCAGAAAACAUACAGCUGCCUCCAAGCCCACUACCACCCCCACCUAGGGAGUCCGCCCAAACGCAGUUGAGCCAUCAACGCUGGGAUUCUAUGGCUAGCCAUAGCAGCUAUCGAACGUCGAUGGCAAGUACUCGUUACGGAAGUUCGACUGCCAGAUCUUCAACCCACAGCUUCUCGCGCGGCUUUCGAACCUUUAUGGAUGAGACUCCACCGCUACCGCCAGCUCCUCUUCGCACGCCAAAUAAGGCGUCUUUCCCACGAGAUUCAAAUCUAUCAGUUGGCGCAUCUUAUCGGGCAGAGACAUAUAGCGGAUUUGAUUUCGGCAUAACGACAGACACACAUACAAGCUUGGAUGACCUUCCUGAGGAACAUACGCCUAGUAUGAUCGAACCAACAGUGAAUCACGAUCAGUUCUUUGACUUCUCCAACGAUAAUUAUCUCCAUCCCACCGCCGCUAAAUCUGAGUAUGAACCAUACAGAAAGAAUUCCGAUGCUACAAGUGAAGGGGCUCUCUCGAUAACAAGCUUUGCUCGUGCCUUGGGACUCGAAGAUCACAUUCGGGAGGGAGAAAGUUCAUUAUCAUCAGAAUCUUCGACAUCCGAGACGCACAGUGGGAGCUCCAUGUCUAGUCUUCCCUCUGAUGUGAGCCUUACUAGACAUAAGCCCACUGAUCCUCUCAAUCUUGAACCUUUAGUCGAAGAAAUGCCUGCUCGGACACGGCAGACAAUUCUCGAAUUACCUGAGAGACGCACGCUGGAUGGAGUGCCUACCAUCCCGGCGGCUUUUUUCAGUCCGGACUCACCCACAGACCCAGCCAUUACUCAAGGAUCUUUGUCCUUGAUUGUCGAGAAGCGAGAUUUAAAACAACAACCAGAGCCCGCGCCAGAGCCAGAGCCAAAAGAGCCUCCAUCUCCAAGACCGAUUCAGCGAUCAGCUACAUUGCCUAUUCCUCCUACUCCAAAUCGUCCCCCGACCCGGUCUGCGACACGAAGUAAGGGCCAAUGCAAAGGUUGCGGUGAAGCAAUCACCGGAAAGUCAAUCUCAUCGUCAGAUGGCCGUCUAACAGGUCGCUACCAUCGCGGUUGCUUUGUUUGUUUUGAAUGCCACUCGCCCUUCCAAACGGCCGAUUUCUACGUUCUAAAUAAUCGUCCUUACUGUGCACAGCACUAUCACGAGCGGAAUGGAUCUCUGUGCUCCACUUGUAAUACCGGUAUUGAAGGUCAAUAUCUAGAGACUGUUGAGCCCAAUCCGAACAAGCCUAGUCGUCGCCGAUUUCACCCUACAUGUCUGCAGUGCCGUACCUGUCAUGUAUUGUUGAACGGUGACUACUUCGAGUGGAAUGGGGAGGUCUAUUGCGACCGAGAUGCUCGGCGUGCAGCAGCAGCAGCUUAUCACCCGCCACCAGCUGGUCGUCGAAGGCCUCCAGGAUCUUCUCCCUUGGCUCAAUCUCGCAGCUAUGGCCCUCCCAGUGGACGUCCCCCUCCCUCUUCCGGUCCUGGUCAGAACCUUCGUCCUGGCCCUCGCUUUCCCUCCGGUGGUGCACGACGUUUCCCUGAGCGUCGAACCACCAAGCUCAUGAUGUUCUGA